Scheffersomyces coipomensis is the source of this 1680-nucleotide messenger RNA. Its product is annotated as TFIIH/NER complex subunit. The transcript has a single exon. Gene Ontology annotation, cellular component: transcription factor TFIIH core complex; transcription factor TFIIH holo complex. Gene Ontology annotation, biological process: nucleotide-excision repair; regulation of DNA-templated transcription. The coding region runs from base 218 to 1363 and encodes 381 amino acids. NCBI's taxonomy places the organism in Eukaryota, Fungi, Ascomycota, Pichiomycetes, Serinales, Debaryomycetaceae. The record is from RefSeq and is a predicted model, not a curated record.
UAGGUCUUUCUGUAAAUUAAUGUAAUAUGUUCAUAUAAUAAUUAUAGUGUAAAGCUGUUGUAGAGAAGUCUGACUGUUUGAAUGUUAGAUGUCUUUCUGAGAUUAUCCUGCCUGUUUUGCAUACUAAAAUUUGUGCGUAUAAUAUUUUAAUUCUGAUAUUUGAUUUUUAAAUCUUGGAAUCUAUAUAUAUAUUCUCUAUCACCAAACACCUCAACCAAUGGAUGCUAUAAGUGAUAGGACAUUCAAAGAUGAUAUAUAUCAAGAAGGUACCAGUGAUGAUCCUUCGUUGUUAACUGUCAUAUUGGAUUUAUCUCCAAGUGGGUGGUAUAAUAUAAAAGAUCAAAUUACCAUAAAUGAAUUAGUAAAAUCCAUUCUUGUAUUUUUAAAUGCCCAUCUUUCAUUAAAUAAUUCAAAUCAAGUUGCUUUCAUAGCGAGUUCAUUAAAUGGUUCGAAAUUCUUAUAUCCUAAUCCAGGAAGAGAUUAUGAUAAAGUUCAAACUACUGUGAAUGGGAAUAAUGAUGAGAAUAUGGUUGAUGAUACUUUCAAUUCCACCACAUAUAUUAAUAAAGGAAUGUAUCGUCAAUUCAGAUUAGUAGAUGAAGCAGUUUUAGAAGAAUUAAAUGCUUACGUUAAGGAAAUCGCCUCUAAUAUCGAUUUAAAGAAACAAAAUACAACUUUAUCUGGAGCUUUAAGUAUGGCAUUAUCAUAUACUAAUAGAAUGUUAACCUUAGAUCAAUCAAUUACAACCACUACAGGGUCAGCUAUAAAUUCAACCACUAAUUCAACUGCAAGUGAUAAUAAUAAUAAUUCAUCUACUACAACUUCCAAUAGCGUAAAUUCGAUGAAAUCGCGUAUAUUAAUCAUAUCAGCCAGUGAUGAAGAUGAUGUUAAAUAUAUUCCUAUAAUGAAUUCUAUCUUUGCAGCUCAAAAAAUGAAAUUAUCCAUCGAUAUUGUCAAAUUGGGGUAUCAAGAUUCAUCAUAUUUACAACAAGCAUCUGAUGCCACCAAUGGUAUCUAUUUACAUAUCAUUGAUCCUAAAGGGAUAAUUCAAUUCUUAACCACUGCAUUUUUCAUUGAACCUUCUAUCCGAGAAUAUAUCAUUUUACCUACCAAUUCCAACGUUAAUUAUAGAGCCAGUUGUUUCAUAACCGGUAAAUCGGUUGAUUUAGGAUAUGUUUGUUCAGUAUGUCUUUGUAUUAUGAGUGUAAUACCGGAAAAUAAAUCAUGUCCUGCUUGUCGAUCCCAAUUUGAUCCCAAGAUUUUAGCCCAAUUAACUCAAACUCCAGCAGUGGUAGCUAAGAAGAAAAGAAAAUUGGAUACAAAUGGUAAUACUGCUACUCCUACUACUUCUACGCCGUCAUGAUGAAUGUCUAUAGUCCUCUAUUUAUAAUAUUAAAUUUGAAAUCUUUCGGAUAAUUAUGUUUUUCAAUCAUAUGUAAUCUUCUAUUCUUUGGCGUUCGACAAAGUUUAGUACAUCCUAUAGCGAAACAUUUAAAUACUUUUUCUCCAUUCUCUUGUUUGAUCUUGUUAAAAGGAUUAUGAUUCUCAUCAAUAUGGAUAUUUAAGAUCAAUUGAGAUGGAAAUCGUUUAUGACAAGCUUCACAUAAAAAUGUAUGAUUUGUAGUGAUAUGAUUUUCAUAAGCGGCAUAAUCACUAAAGAUGAUGGGAUUCUCGUUACAA